This is a messenger RNA of Mycotypha africana, 390 nucleotides long. Its product is annotated as ERV/ALR sulfhydryl oxidase domain-containing protein. Gene Ontology annotation, molecular function: flavin adenine dinucleotide binding; flavin-dependent sulfhydryl oxidase activity. Bases 1 to 390 code for a protein of 129 amino acids. The record is from RefSeq and is a predicted model, not a curated record. The transcript has 3 exons. Gene Ontology annotation, cellular component: mitochondrion. Lineage: Eukaryota; Fungi; Mucoromycota; Mucoromycetes; Mucorales; Mycotyphaceae.
AUGUCAUACCCAAAUGACAAUGUCGAAGUGAAAAAUAAUGAUACGUGGCGCUCUGACAAUUGUCCAGCAGAUGCUGUAACACUAGGACGAGCCGCAUGGGUCAUGCUGCAUACUACCGCAGCAUAUUAUCCUGACAGACCAGCUCCAUCACAGAUGGACUCAAUGAGGGCCUUUAUGAAGUCAUUCUUCGAAAACUAUCCUUGUUUGGGGGAAGACUUGAAGAGAGAGAUGGAAGAAGAACCUAUUCGUGUUGGUAGUCGAAGAAAAUUGAGUGAUUGGCUGUGCAGACAGCACAAUAAGGUUAAUGCGAAACUUGGCAAACCGAUGUUUGAUUGCUCAAAGGUGUUUGAUCGGUGGUUGCAGGGAUAUUCACAAAUUUGUGAUGAAUGA